AUGCAUUCUUUCUCUUCCGUCCUCAGCAUCGCAGCGCUGGUCGCUUCGUAUGCCUCCGCCCAUGUAAUCAUGAUCGAACCCCAUCCCUUCAACCUCGAUACUGAACCUCUCUACCAAACCUGGCCUCUUAGCGCCGACCUUCCCUUCCCCUGCCAAGGCCGCACCCAGCACGCUGAAGAAGUCACCAAAGUUACAGCCGGAAAGACCCAGCUUGUCAAGUUUUGGGGCAGCGCUGUCCACGGCGGUGGAUCUUGUCAGUUCAGCGUCGCCUAUGGAAAGGAAGCCCCUAAGGAUCCUAGCAAGUGGCACACUAUUUACAGCAUCAUCGGCGGUUGCCCUGCUGAAGCGGCGGGCAAUAUCCAAACCACCGGUAAAGAUCCGCAUGGUCGUGAGAAUGGACCUGAGUGCGGCAAUGAUACCGGAAAGGAGUGUACCAAGCAGUUCAACAUUCCUAUCCCCAAGGAUAUGCAGAAUGGUCCUGCUAUCUUCGCUUGGACCUGGUUUAACAAGAUUGGCAACCGAGAGAUGUACAUGGUCUGCGCGCCCAUCGAGGUAGUCGGUGGCAAGGAUGAUAGUUCCUUUGUCGACACCCUCCCUCCUGUUUUCCGAGCAAACAUCCCUGGCGAGUGCACGACUGGUGCUAGUGGAAGUGUAAUCAACUUCCCUGAGCCUGGAGAUUAUGGAAAGGUCAUUGAGCAGGGAACUCCUGGUAGUGAGGGAACAUGUGAAAAGGGUGUCGAGCCCAACUUUAAGGAUGAUGGCGCUGCUCCCGCACCUGAGAACCCUUCUGCACCUGUUGCUUCUGGGGCUACUUCUGUUGUACCAAGUGCUCAGCCUAGCUCUCCUGCUGCCCCAGUUCAACCGUCUGCACCAGUUCAGCCUUCAGCUCCUGUCCAGCCCUCUGCGCCGGUUCAAGCAUCUGCAUCAGUUCAGCCUUCAGCUCCCGUUCAGCCAUCGGCUACCGUUCAACCUUCUGCCCCUACUGUCCCUUCGGUCCCAUCAUCAGUCAUGUCUCCUGCUCCCUCGAGCAUGAUCACCACAACCGUCAACGCACCCGCUCAACCAACUGGCGUUCCCGCUCCUUCUCAACCUGCGGCUCCUGUCGCCAGUGGAAAGCCUUCUUGGGCCGGCCCUAAUUACCAGCCUUGUCCCGCUGAUAUUCAGUCAGGAAUGAUGUACUGCUUUUCCGAGACUACCUGGGGCAUUUGCAACCAGGGUUGGGCUUAUGUCUCUCCUGUUGCCCCUGGUACAAAGUGUAUCAAUGGACUCAUUUCCUAA
This is a messenger RNA of Fusarium coffeatum, 1278 nucleotides long. RefSeq lists its product as uncharacterized. NCBI's taxonomy places the organism in Eukaryota, Fungi, Ascomycota, Sordariomycetes, Hypocreales, Nectriaceae. The record is from RefSeq and is a predicted model, not a curated record. The transcript has a single exon. The coding region runs from base 1 to 1278 and encodes 425 amino acids.